Messenger RNA from Radiomyces spectabilis, 1626 nucleotides. Its product is annotated as Na+ dependent nucleoside transporter C-terminus-domain-containing protein. Gene Ontology annotation, cellular component: membrane. Bases 1 to 1626 code for a protein of 541 amino acids. NCBI's taxonomy places the organism in Eukaryota, Fungi, Mucoromycota, Mucoromycetes, Mucorales, Radiomycetaceae. Gene Ontology annotation, biological process: nucleoside transmembrane transport. The transcript is spliced from 3 exons. The record is from RefSeq and is a predicted model, not a curated record. Gene Ontology annotation, molecular function: nucleoside transmembrane transporter activity; symporter activity.
AUGGACGAAUUCGAAGCAGCUGAACGUAGAGCCGCUGAGAACGACGAAAAGAACAUGGGACCAAGCAAGAUCGGUGUGUACUAUCAGAAGUACUUAUUCUGGUGCCAUCUUGUAAUGUGGCUCCUCUUCACCGGUUUCUUGAUUGCUGCCUAUGUCUUGCAAGUUCCCAAAGGUUACAAUCAAGAAAAUCUUAUUCUUGGUUUGAUCUAUGCCUGGUUCACCAUCUAUAUCUUCUUCAGCCAUGUCCCCAAGACCAUUGUUACCAAACCAUGGAUGUUCUGCGUCCGUCUCGUUGCCAAGCCAAUUUACAUGAUCCCUGAGCUGUACCGCAAGAUUGCCUACGGUCUCUUUGUCUUGGCCGUGAUCGUCGUCACUGUCUUCUCCAUGCCCGAACGUCCUGAAUCUAACCGUGUCCAGCGUAUUAUUGCAUUGUUUGGUAUGGUUAUCUUCCUUGGCGGCGUUUUCCUUUGUUCCAAGCAUCACCGUGCUGUCAACUGGAACACUGUUUCUAGCGCUAUUCUUAUCCAGUUCUUGUUGGCUCUUUUCGUGUUCAGAUCUAAACCUGGUCAUGAUAUCUUCAACUGGGCUUCCAAGUUCGCUCAAGGUUAUCUCGGAAAAUCUUCGGCCGGUUCAUCCUUUGUCUUUGGCGAUGCUGCUGUCGCUUCCGGUGUCUUUGCCAUGAACGUGUUCCCUACCAUUAUUUUCUUCGCUGCCACCGUCCAGUGUCUUUACUAUAUGGGUGCUCUUCAGUGGUUGCUCAAGAAGUGUGCUGUUGUCUUCAAGUCCGUUCUCAACGUUUCUGGUGCUGAAGCUGUUGUCGCUGUCGCCUCUCCCUUCUUGGGUCAGGGUGAAAACGCUCUUCUGAUUAAGCCUUUCAUGCCUUACUUGACCACCUCUGAAAUGCAUCAAGUCAUGACUUCUGGUUUUGCUACUAUUUCUGGCUCCGUGUUGUACGGUUACAUUGCCAUGGGUGUUCCUGGUGACGCCUUGUUGACUUCUUGUGUCAUGUCUAUUCCCUGCUCCCUUGCCAUCUCUAAAUUGCGUAUGCCCGAAGUUGAUGAACCCUUGACCAGCAAAGAGGUCCGUAUUCCUCCCAGUGACGAAAAGCACGCCAAUAUUCUUCACGCCGCGGGCGGUGGUGCAGCUAUUGGUAUCAACAUUGUCUUGCUGAUGAUUGCCAACUUGGUCUCUCUUCUUGCUCUUUUGGAAGCCGUCAAUGCCGGUUUAACCUGGGUUGGUAACUUCAUCACUAUCCAUGAGUUGACUCUUCAGUUGAUCACCGGUUACAUCUUCGUCCCUGUGGCCUGGCUUAUUGGUGUUGACAACCAGGAUCUCGUCAAGGUCGGUCAAUUGUUGGCCUGGAAGAUUUGGGCCAACGAAUUCGUCGCUUAUCAGCGCAUGGUCGACCUCUGGGAGGCUGGUGAACUGACCGCACGUUCUCAUCUUGUUACCAUUUACGCUCUUUGCGGUUUUGCCAACUUGGGUUCCGUCGGCAUGCAAAUCGGUAUCUUGAGUUCCAUGGCUCCCAAGCGUUCCGGUGAAAUUUCCCGCUUGGCUGUUUCCUCCAUGUUGUGCGGUGCUGUCAGUACCUGGGUUUCUGCAUCUAUUGCAGGCAUGUUGCUUUAG